This is a messenger RNA of Umbelopsis ramanniana AG, 6969 nucleotides long. RefSeq lists its product as uncharacterized. The transcript has 7 exons. Gene Ontology annotation, cellular component: ubiquitin ligase complex; cytoplasm. The coding region runs from base 7 to 6624 and encodes 2205 amino acids. Gene Ontology annotation, molecular function: zinc ion binding; ubiquitin protein ligase activity. Gene Ontology annotation, biological process: ubiquitin-dependent protein catabolic process via the N-end rule pathway; protein ubiquitination. The record is from RefSeq and is a predicted model, not a curated record. NCBI's taxonomy places the organism in Eukaryota, Fungi, Mucoromycota, Umbelopsidomycetes, Umbelopsidales, Umbelopsidaceae.
UGCACCAUGAACCCGGCCGAUGGUGAGCAUAACAGUUCAGACAGAAACACAAAUAAAAGUAUGGCAAAUGAAGGUUCAAGCAAAUUCGAUGAAGCUAUGUUCACUACUUCGCCAUCACCACAACGAACAGCGCUGCCUCUCAAGCGGUUUUUAGCGCAGGCACCGAAGCGAUCUCUAUACCAGUACAAUUCUAUAUCUCAACAAUCGAUUAUAGUAAAAUGCUUUCAAUCGAUGUGGCACGACAAUAUAGACUAUAUGCAAAAGUACUUCUUUCCCACUGCAACUGGAGAUCGGCGCAAUCUUAAAUCAAUAAUAGCAAAGCAUAGACAGCAGUCUAAUUCUGUCGGUAACACCACCCUCUCCAACAAUACGGAGAACGUCAUUCUAGACGAGGAUAGUGAUGGUCCAGAAUACUGGGAGUCACAGAGAGGAAGGCAAUGUGGACAUGUGUUUAAAAAAGGAGAAGCCAUUUAUCAGUGCAGAAAUUGUGCCUUUGACGAUACAUGUGUAUUUUGUUCUCGAUGCUAUCAUGCAACUGACCAUGAGGGACACGAUGUUUCUCUUUCUAUUAGCCCAGGCGCAGGUGGCUGCUGCGACUGUGGUGAUCCGGAAGCGUGGAAGGUGCCAGUAAUAUGCUCUAUUCAUUCGAUUGAAGCCGACAGUCAAGCUGGAAAUGGCCAAAGUGGCGAACAAGAAGCCAAUGCUAGCAAUAACUCAUCACCGGGGGCAUCAUCAACAUCGAAAAUGCCACUCUCAUCUGUACCACCGGAUUUACUCGACUCGAUACGAGGAACUAUUAGUGGAAUCCUGGAUUUCAUGAUUGAAACGCUUUCAACCUCACCUGAAGAGAUUUCAUUUCCACGUCCCGAAGAGGAGAUUGAGGAAGAAGCGCGAGCUACAAUGAUUGCAUUAGGUGUAUUGCCUGAUUUCUCCAACCAAGAAGACCAGAUCCUUCAAGAUUUUGAUGAGGAUGAUAUGGAAGACGAUGAUGCCGCACCUAGUGGCACACAUAAACAAUCAAAGUCUCACCAACCGGGAGUAGAAGAUGCAUCUAUGACUGAAAAGAUCGGCAUAGCUGGAUAUGUCAGCGAUGAUGAUGACGACGAUGAAAAAGAAAUCUAUUCCCUCGUUUUGUGGAAUGACGAAACUCAUUCUUUCGAUGAGGUUAUCGACGUAGUCACCAGAGCUACUCUGUGCUCACCGGCAAGAGCAAAAGCAGUUGCAGAAGCAGUCGAUUCACAUGGCCGUGAAGUUGUUGUACAAUCCACUAAUUUGCCUGAGCUUGUAAAGACCGCCAAAAUCAUCUCAUCAAUUGGACUUGCUGUUACGAUUCGCUCUGCCAGAGAUGUCUUUCGUGAACAAGUCUGCUUUCUUUUAUGUGAUUGGAUGAAUCACAUUGUUUCUGGACAUUACAAAUUCUUUCCUGAUGUACAAGAUGGUGGUACCAUCAUUCGUGACAUUAUAUGUGAAGAACUUUGUAAAGAGUGGGCAUUGAAGCCAGCUUUGGCAUCAUUAUCGACACGCUAUCGAAGAAAGUCAAUACCUGAAGAGGAAGAAGAGGAAGAGGAUAAUGAUGAUAUUGAUGAAGACGAUGACGACGACGAUAUGCCGAUUCCGGAACCCGCCAUGAUGGAAGCAAUAGUUGUUGAUGACCUUGAUGAAGACGAUGUUACCAUGUAUCAACUUUUAGGUGCUGAGCCUACAGACGUCAUAGAUACAUUCCCGUCCUUUAUGCAGCGGCAGCAAUUUGAAACGUCCGACGACUCCGAGCACGAAACGGAGCAUACAUUUGAAGAUCAUGAGGAACGACGUGAAGUAGAGCGAAAAAGAUGGCACGAACGUCGUAAACAUGGGGAUAUUGCGGAUCUGUCUUGGGACCUGUCGGGUUUGAUACAAGAAUUCCAAGACCUGGAUAAUCAAGAAUUGAAUUUCUCGGAACAAAUUGGCGCGUCUGCCAUGGCAAAGAAGAAGCAGCGUGGUGACCAACCGUUUGGAUCCAAAAUGCUUACAGAGUUCAAGCAGAAAUUGAGACUAGACUAUUUCAUGCUGCUCGACUUACGAUUAUGGAAAGAUAUGCGCAUGUGUUUGCGUAAGAUGUUCAUCAGCACUUUGGUAGCAAACCUAUCGUACAAGCGAAUUUUAGGUGUGCGCUUUGCAAGAAACUAUCCUAGUGUAGCAGAUGCAUUCCUGCUUCGUGAUAGAGAAUUCACAUUGUCAGUUAUACUGUUCUCAGUGCAGCUUCUAACCGUACCAACUAUUGCAACGACCUUGGUAUCCGACUACAACUUUUUUGGUAUCAUGUGCUCCGUACUGUCCAGCUUUUUCCUUACCGAUCAAAUCAUUCUUCCACUCGGGGAUCGACUUAGCGAAUUGCGAAUUAAUUGUGAACGCCGAGCAUUCGUGACUCGCAAAUAUUACAAUGCCUUCCAUGACCUUCGCUAUAUCAUCAAUCCGGAUGCGGUCCGACGAUAUAUACGGAAUGAGCCACUGCUUUUGCGUCAAUACUUGGAUUUCGUUAGUAUCUUUCAAGGCAUGAAUCCUAUUGUUCGACAAUCCGGAUCCCAUGUUGAAUACGAAAGCACCGCUUGGGUAGAUGCAUUCAAUGUCACUUUACAGGUUGCCAAGAUUGGCCGACGCUUCAGUGAUGCUUUCUCAGUUCGCGACCUCAAAGAUGAUAACGAACAUCUGGCGCCACUUCAGCUAGCCCGCGCUGUUAUGCGUGUCUUAAAACACCUAACUGAUUGGGUUCCUGGAAAGCAUGAAGUGCGUGAUGAAUCAAGUCCAUUUUUGCAAUAUUCUCAGUUGCGUGUAGCUGGCGUACAAGAACAAGAAUUUCACACCGUCAAAACCGUCAAUGCUGGCGAAUUUUCGGUAGUAAAGUUCGAUGUAUCCAAAGAUCCCGUCUCAUUUCACCAACCUGUCCACUGGCUUCUAUCUGAACUUUUGGAGAACGUCCAUCUACUGGAUGAGGCCGUAUUAGAGCGAGGCGGAUGGUCUGGUGGCAUAAAUGCUAUGGUAUCAAAGCUGCAUGAGAUACAUCCCAAGUUUUCGCCUGAGGACACUAUUCUUUCUAUUCUCGACUGGCCUAUGAGGACCAUGGUUUUGUUAUGUCAAAUUCGUUCAGGAUUUUGGGUUCGCAAUGGCUUUGGCGUUCGUAAUCAGGCACACCAUUAUCGAGAUGUCUCGCUACGAGAAAACACUUUUGAUACAGAUCUGUACCUCCUUCAGUUUGGCUUUGUUCUAGUUGACCCCGAUCACCUCUUCACCACGAUUUUAGACCGGUUUGGUUUGCUGGCUUGGUUCAGCGGAAAACCAAACCAACCUCCUUAUGAUACUUCGCAAGCCAACUAUAUGGUAGAAGAAAUGCUAAGUUUGCUCAUUGUCUUUGGAAGUGAACGCGCACACGCUGCGCACCUGUCGUUAGAAGAUAAGAUUCGCAGAGAAAUCACUCAAAACUUGUGUAUAUCUCCCAUGGCCCACUCAGAGCUUGGCAAAAAGAUCACCGAGAGCAUGUCAGAAGAUGCCAAGUUUGAUCACAUCUUAUCGGAGGUUGCCAAAUUUAAAGCACCUGAUGGCUUGAACGAUCACGGAGUUUACGAACUCAAACCAGAAUAUUACGACAACAUCGAUCCACACUUUUGGCAUUAUACACGCAACAAUCGUGAGGAUGUUGAAGCCGCGUUACAAAAGAUUUGGAAGAAAGAACGAGAAAGUCAGGGACUAGACGUAAACCCACAAGACUUCUUCAUUAUUCCAAAACUCGCUCGUAUCACAUCCGGCCCAUUCACACGUAUGGGUAACAUGCUCCAUUCCCGUGUCUUGCUUCAAAUUAUAUUCUAUGCUCUAUGGAACUGCAAAGUUUCAUCAGCACCAACAAGCGAUACGAUCACAGAGCAAGCUUUGUAUCUUGCUAUGAUGGCUAUUGUGGAUGAAAACAACGACUACACAGAAGAAACGUACAAUCGCUAUACUUGGGAUAAGGAGGAGAAAGGACUUCCUGGUUUCAUAUGGUAUGCUGCUACCGACUCAUUCCCGGUGAUGGUAAAUGAAUUAGAGAGAGAGCACAUUUCACUGUUACGACUUCUUCUCAAAAUCAUUGAAGACUCUCAAAUGGUAAACCUUCACAAGCGAUGCCUUUGGAUUGUCAGCAACAUCGAAGCUCGGGGCAAUAAGGAGGCAAAGGAUCAUAUUCGAAUUUGGAGGGAAGAACGACGAGUGCUUCAUUCUCAACAAGUUGAGGGAGCAGAUGGUCAACAUAGCUUGUCUGAAUCUGAACGAAAGAAAUUGGCCGCCAAGGAGCGUCAAGCCAAGAUCAUGGCUCAGUUUGCACAAGCACAGACUACUUUCAUGUCACAAAAUGAAGAUAUGUACGAUGAUGAGGACACUGAUACCGACAUGGAAGUUGAAGAAGAGGAUCACCUUGGAGCUGUUUCUCACGAUGGAUUAGAAGGAUCUGACGAUGGCGAACUAGAAGUUCAAAGGAAAUUCCAUUUCCCUACCGGUACUUGUAUUGUAUGCCAGGAAGAGGCAGAUUCCUCUCAACUUUAUGGAAUGCUGGCAUUUAUACAGCCAUCGACACUCCUUCGUCAAACCCCCCUAGACGAUGCCGAUGUCAUAGCAGAUGUUUUCAACAUGAAACAAGGCUUAGAUGUCGAAUUGCCAGAGGAAGAGCCGAUAACGUCUGAGAAGAGCUCUUCGAGCAAAAAGCAACCAAGGGCAUCCAAUGUUCACGGCUUCCCACCUCAAUCACAUAAAUCUGGUCUCCAUAUGUCAACAUGCAGCCAUUUGAUGCAUGUCAAAUGCUUUGAAACCUAUUAUGCUUCCAUUGAAUCAAGGCAUGCCGCGCAAAGCAGAUACAAGCAUCCCGAAAAUCUUGAAAGAUUGGAAUACCUUUGCCCACUUUGCAAGGCGCUUGGUAAUACCUUGUUGCCUAUCGUUUGGAAAGGCAAAACUGAGAGUUAUCCCGGAGUUCUCGCUGGUGCCAACGAUCAACUUUACGAGACAUUUAUGACCCAAGGCAUCGAUGAAUUGCUCGUACAAAUAGAAAAACGCAGGCAAUUUGAACCCUCCAAGUUCUUAAAAGACCGAUUUUGGAUGACGAUGACCAGUGACCUCAGCUCUCGACUACCAUGGUCAGGAAGGCUAUCUGGAAGAACUGCAGGUGUAGAUGAAUCCGUUUUAGAAGCAAUGAACGUCAACGUUGAUCCCACCGAUAUGAUUCUGGUCAAAAAGAUGUACAGCCGACUCGCAACCGUACUAGAAGCCAUAGUGAAAGGCAUAAAUUCAGAGACCUCCGUCCUUGUAGAUACCAAGCUUUUAGAAUCUAUGGAUCUUUUAUGGGGUCUUUAUGGAUACACCAUUUCCAGCAUCGAAAUUUCUCAGCGCGGUCGAUCGACUCAAGCCUCCAGCGAUUUAACAGUAGAGCACACCGGGACGCUGAUUGACAGCAUUUCUGAACACACCCGAACGUUGCUGAGGAUCUUUUCAGAAACCGUGAUGCUUUAUAAGCGUGUCUUCCAUGAAGAUCAAGAAAUCGACAGUCAGGAAAAGGAAGCUUCCGUCAAUGUUGCUAGAGUCGCUCAACUUUUCUACAGCAACAAGGCUGCGCGCACCAUGCUCGAGGCAGAUCGCAAAGCGACCGUUGUUUUUGAGAACCUCAAGCCUUUGCUGGAAGACGAACCAUUUUUAGUGCUAGUAGAGCUCAGCAUGAGUAUGGUGCCCAAUCUUGAACUGAAUAUUCACCACUUUGUACGACAAUUGUUUACGGCCGAAAUCGUCAAGGCGGCCGUUGCUCUGUUGCAGGGCCUCACUGGAAAUGAGAAACUUGCGGGUGACAGAGCUCGGAAGCAUUUGGAAGCAUAUAGACAACAGAACGAUUCUGUGGAUAAGGAAACCGUUCGCGCAUUCACAUAUAUCAUUAUGGACAUACUUUCUGUACCAAGAGAUUUUGUUGACCGCUUCUUCCAAACUGUCAGCGAAGCCGCCUUUAUCGGCCUACUACGAUCAUUUGCAUUGCCUUAUCUACGACGGUGUAUGAUACUUUUGGUCGUUCGGCAUGGAUUGAUUAUACAACCUUUGGAAAACUCUGAAGAAGAAAUGCCUGAAUUCGACCGACUGCUGAAAUGUUUACGACUUCCAACACUAGAUCAGAUAAUGAAAGAAAUUAUUCGGCAACCGGCGGCCGUUAACGGCUGGUGCCAACACUAUAUAGAUUACUCCAGAAAGACAUCAACGUCAUUAAUUCGUACAAAUGCGCCUGCCUACACUCAAUUACUUAGAAUAUCCAUCGGUUUGCCAACUGUUUUCCACCUAGUUGACUUACCUAACCGACUGGAUCAGCUUUUUGAAGAAAGCAUGCACAAAGCCUGUAGAAAAUGUGGAAAUGUACCAAACGACCCUGCACUAUGUUUAUUGUGUGGCACGUUUGUUUGCUUGCAAGGCUACUGCUGUAUGGAAGGUGAACAAGGAGAGUGCAAUAUGCACACAGCGAUCUGUGGCGGAGAAGUGGGUGCUUAUAUCUGGAUAAGAAGGAGCUUAUUAUUGUUAUUGUACAAUGGUGUUGGAUGUUUCAUGACGGCACCAUAUUUGGAUGCACAUGGUGAAGCUGACUUUGGGUUCAUGUGACCGCGGCCGACCUCAAUACCUAAGCAAAAAGCGCUAUGAACAAUAUCAGCAGCUAUGGUUGACACAAAACAUCCCUACAUAUGUAGCGAGAACUAUUGAGCCCACUCAUCAUAGUACUGAUUGGAGUCGAUUAUAAGGCGACUUUUUUUUUUAAGUCCUCCUUAUUAAACGUGUAAUUUUUGAAUCAAAUCAAAUCAGUUUUACCGUUAAAAACUCCAGCACCUGAUUUUUUUUCCUGCCUUAUGCACUGCACUUGACUCUUUUGUAUGCUCAUAAUCCAUGUCGACAUCCGAUGAGAGAACUCCAAUAUUAACAAACACUUAUCCUUCCGAGUAAGCGUUCUUU